This is a messenger RNA of Peniophora sp. CBMAI 1063, 987 nucleotides long. Lineage: Eukaryota; Fungi; Basidiomycota; Agaricomycetes; Russulales; Peniophoraceae. The record is from the annotation of a GenBank genome assembly.
AUGACCGCGUCUUUUCCGCUUCGUGUAGCGCUAACAUUGGUGGGACUCGUCUCUGGCUCAUGUGGUCAUGAGCAUGCCAGCGCAGACCAUCAUUCGCACCUUCGCUUCAAUACUCUGGCCGUAUUUGGCGAUUCAUACACGGACACAGGCAACCCUUCUAACAAUGGUACUCAGUGGCCGACCUACGCUGCUGGCUAUACUGGGGCGUCGCUCUAUUCUUUCGCACACGUCGGAGCACGCUGCUCCGAAGACCUCACGCCGCGUCCAGGCUCAUACGCGAUUGUUCAGAAUGAGAUACCAGACUAUCUUGAAGGUAUCCGAAACGGUAGCGUACGAAUGUUCCCAGAAUCCACGCUCCACACGCUCUGGAUCGGAACCAAUGACAUAGGGCCACGAUCCAUCCUUACGGGCGGUGAUGUCGCGCAUAAUGCAACGAUAGUCGACGUCACUGAAUGCGCAGUUGACUGGGUGUCAACAUUGUAUCAGCAAGGCGCCAGAAACUUUCUCUUCCAAAAUAUGGUGCCUCAAGAGCGCCUUCCGAUAUACCAGACCCAGGCCUAUUACACCAAGUGGUGGACUGCGCAACGAAACGCCACUUCUUGGAACAUCAUGGUGAAGAACCUGGUCGCGGCCGGGAAUGCCUUGUCGAAACUCAUGCUCAAAGCACUGCCGUUGCAUCUUCCGGGUGCCCAUAUUGGUUAUUUUGAUAGUCAUGGUCUAUUCACCGACAUCCUGGAUCACCCUGAACGGUAUCUUAACGGCACAAAGCCUUACAACGUCACGGGUGCUGCGUUUGCCUGCGUGUACCAGGUCAAUGAGAGCUUGAGCGACCCAGGAGAUUGCACUUCCAACUGGGGCUCCGAUGCUGAUAGCUUCGUCUGGUACAACGAACUCCAUCCCUCUGAACAAUCGGAUCGCAUCGUCGCUCGGGAAAUCGCGAAGGUAUUGGAGGGGACGGAAAGUAGAUGGGUAACCUGGUUUAGCUGA